Molecule: messenger RNA, 573 nt
Organism: Halteromyces radiatus
Lineage: Eukaryota; Fungi; Mucoromycota; Mucoromycetes; Mucorales; Cunninghamellaceae
Product: caffeine-induced death protein 2
Exons: 3
Coding region: 62-481 (139 amino acids)
Cellular component (GO): mitochondrion; mitochondrial intermembrane space
Source: RefSeq, a predicted model, not a curated record
AUUUCUUCCAGUUCUUUUGUUUACUCCUUUCUCCUUUGUUUAAUUCCAUUGAUCUCACGUCAUGUCCGACAAACCAUUAACUCCAUCAACAUGCUCCAACUUUUCCUUCUUCAAAGAUAUGCUGAAGGAACUGCGUCGUGUGGAUGACAAUAUUAUUCUUCGUCUUAAUUCAACGGAUACUCAUUCUGAACAAGCUUGUGGUGACUUUUUCAAGCAAUUAGCCAGUGCCUAUCGUAAACGUGAAGAUGCAGUAGAUUAUUGUCUCAAGGUGAUGGAUGCCGAGAUUGAUCGCAAGACAAAUCUAUUGCAACAAGAUCCCGAUGAUUAUGAUACUCAAUCCAGUCUCUUUAGUGAUGAAACCAAGCGACGUAUGAUUGCCAAUGAAUUGGUGGUGGAAGGUAUUGUCCGUGAUCGUACCAUUCAAGUCUUUAAAUCGAAAUGUCGUGUCUUUGAUGUGUCCUCCCUUCAAACUAAACAAUAGAUAGAUAGAUCUUCCUUUUUAUAUACUCCUGUACAUUUUUAUAUCUUUUGAUUUUUUUUUUGUCAAUAAAAAAAAUAUAUAUAUUCUACGAU